AUGGGCGAUGCGGGUUUAGCGGGGGCGUAUGAGGUUGGCGCCGCGACGCUGCAUGAAUAUUUGCGCGCGCGCGCGGCGGACGCGGUGGAGGCGUCGACGAGCGCGCGCGAGGCGGAGGAUUGCGAGAACGAAGCGGCGAUCGUUCGGGCGCUCGCGCGGACGUGCGCGAAGAUUGGGCGGUUCGUGCGACGCGCUGGAUUGACGGACGUGAAGGCGUACGUGGAGGGGAAGAAUGGGGCGGUGAACGUGCACGGAGAGGAACAGGCGGCGCUGGACGACGCGGCGCACGAGAUGUGCGUCGAGGCGCUGCGCGAAGAGGGGUCGUCGGCUUGGAUCGCGAGCGAAGAGAGCGAGGACGUGGUCGCCGCGAAUCCGAGAGGACGCAUCGCGGUUGUUUUCGAUCCCUUGGACGGGAGCUCCAACAUCGAGUGCGGCGUCGGCGUGGGGACGAUUUUUGGUCUCGUCGGCGUCGAUGAAAACUCCGCGGCUGCAUCCGUGUACGCGCGUCCGGGAAACGACAUGCGCAGCGUUGGAUACGUCAUGUACGGCGCGUCGACGAUUCUCGUGUUGAGUUUCAUGUCCACCGGCGCGGUGUGCGCGUUCACCUACGACGAGAGUCUCGACGCCUUUGUGCUCACAAAGGCAAACAUUCGCAUCCCGACUUCGGGCAACGUGUACAGCGUGAACCAGGCGAAUUAUCGAAAAUGGGACGACGUUAUGCGAGCAUACAUCGAUGAGUGCUCGAAGGAGAAGAAGUCGCUUCGAUACAUUGGUUCCAUGGUCGCCGACGUCCACAGAACACUGCUGUACGGGGGGACGUUUCACUAUCCCGCGGACGCGUCCAACCCAAACGGCAAGCUUCGAGCGGUGUACGAAUGCUUCCCCAUGUCGGCCAUCAUCGAGCGCGCUGGGGGCUUGGCGAUUUCUGCCGCCGAUACGCGCGUGCUGGAUUUCGUUCCGACGUCGGCGCACGAGAGAAUGCCCAUUCACGUCGGUAGUCCCGCGGACAUCGAGCGCUUGUCGCAAAUGUAUCGCGAGUCGCCUGGCGGCGCCGCCGCGGUACGGAGCACGUUUUCUCCACUUUAA
Ostreococcus tauri is the source of this 1086-nucleotide messenger RNA. RefSeq names its product Fructose-1,6-bisphosphatase class 1/Sedoheputulose-1,7-bisphosphatase. Lineage: Eukaryota; Viridiplantae; Chlorophyta; Mamiellophyceae; Mamiellales; Bathycoccaceae. The record is from RefSeq and is a predicted model, not a curated record. The transcript has a single exon. Gene Ontology annotation, molecular function: fructose 1,6-bisphosphate 1-phosphatase activity. Bases 1 to 1086 code for a protein of 361 amino acids. Gene Ontology annotation, biological process: fructose 6-phosphate metabolic process; fructose 1,6-bisphosphate metabolic process; sucrose biosynthetic process. Gene Ontology annotation, cellular component: cytoplasm.